ACACACAACACCUUUAGUGCACACUCACAAAACAUAUCUAAACACUUGCAAAGAUCUCCAACUCCUAUCAACAAGUUCUUGUGUUGUACCAUGGCUAAUUGCAGAUUUUCAUUAGUGAUUUUUUCAUCUAUGAUUCUAAUGCUAUUGUCAGCAAGCAGUGGAGCACGAAAUCUUGAGGAAUCAACAUUGCCUAAGCCAGAAAUUCCACAACUUGAUAAACCUGAGUUACCACCUCUUCCUGAAUUACCAAAGCCUGAGUUACCUAAACCAGAGAUUCCUAAGGUUCCUGAAUUUCCUAAGCCUGAGGUUCCUAAAGUUCCUGAGUUGCCAAAACCAGAGUUACCUAAAGUUCCUGAAUUGCCUAAACCAGAGUUACCUAAAGUUCCUGAAUUGCCUCAAGUUCCUGAGCUGCCUAAAGUGCCUGAAUUGCCUAAACCAGAGUUACCUAAAGUUCCUGAAUUGCCUCAAGUUCCUGAGCUGCCUAAAGUGCCUGAAUUGCCUAAAGUACCUGAGUUGCCUAAAGUACCUGAACCUGAGUUGCCUAAAGUACCUGAGUUCCCUAAAGUACCUGAACCUGAGUUCCCUAAAGUUCCUCAAGUUCCUAAAGUAUUUCCUACCACCAAUCCUUGAGUUUCAUGGAUGUGAUAUGAGUUAGCAUAUGAUAAUUUGCACUUGUGUUAGUGUAUAAUACUAUAAUAUGCUGCUGGUCCUUGAGAGUGAUUAUCUUAGUUUACUAUAUUUUGAACUUUAGUGUACGUUAAGUUAGAAGUUAUGUUUAUAGUUGAUUAUUGUUAUACUACUACAUACUGAUAGACAUUAUCCUUCAUGUACGAGUUAAAUGUUGUGAUUUUAAUAAGAUUGUGUACUUUCUACUCCAA
Cajanus cajan (pigeon pea) is the source of this 878-nucleotide messenger RNA. RefSeq lists its product as uncharacterized. NCBI's taxonomy places the organism in Eukaryota, Viridiplantae, Streptophyta, Magnoliopsida, Fabales, Fabaceae. The record is from RefSeq and is a predicted model, not a curated record.